UCUUAUUUUGAAGCGUCUGAGGCCAAUGAGAGCUACGUCCCGCAGCUUUCUGCAUGGUCUGGGUACCACCCGAUCCAUCUUCGACGAAGGUUAUAUAUACCUGCUCGUCGCCUCAUUCGAUGCGCUCGUUCUUGCUCGCUUGGAACACGCUCUCGAGCAACACUAGACCCUUAUCCUAAGACUGGACGUCCACUGCCUGCUUUCAUCAUGGGGAUCUCCGACAAGACCGACAUUGAGGUCGCGUCCGACACCAUCAAUGACAUCCAGGAAGGCGUCGUGACCGACAACAAGGAUGCGCUGAAACGCCGCCUUGGGAACCGACAGAUCCAGCUUCUAGCAAUCGGAGGCACGAUCGGAACUGGACUUUUCGUCAGCAUCGGUGGCGCUCUCAACAAGGCUGGUCCUGCCAGUCUCUUCCUCGCAUACUUCAUCUAUAGCAUCAUGCUCGGACUGGUCAACAACUGUCUGGCCGAGAUGACUGUAUACCAGCCGGUAUCUGGUGGCUUCAUCCGCCUGGCCGGCGAAUGGGUUGACGAUGCGUUCGGUUUCAUGGCCGGAUGGAACUUCUUUCUAUAUGAAGCGCUCUUGAUCCCGUUCGAGAUCACCGCGCUAUGUAGCGUCCUAGGAUACUGGCGUGACGAUAUUCCUGCCGGAGCCGUAAUUGGUGCCUGUAUUGUCCUCUAUGCAUUGAUCAACGUACUCGCCGUUAAGAACUACGGAGAGGCCGAAUUCUACCUCAGCAGUGGCAAAGUCAUCCUUAUCCUCAUGCUCUUCUCGUUUACCUUCCUGACGAUGUGUGGAGCUAACCCCAAGCAUGACGCAUUCGGUUUCAGGAACUGGGGCAUUCCGAACGCCUUCCAUGAAUACCGGACCACCGGCAACCUGGGACGAUUCGAAGGCUUCUUGGCGGGCUUGUGGAGUGCUUCUUUCACGGUUGUCGGACCUGAAUACUUGAGUUUACUCGCCGCAGAAGCAAAACGUCCAACUGUCUACCUCAAGGCCGCCUUCAAGACUGUGUACUGGCGUUUCGGGUUGUUCUUCAUCGGUGGUGCGCUAGCCGUGGGAAUCCUCAUUUCUUCACAAGACCCCACACUCGUCAAGAUCCUGGCUGGCGGAAAGGGAGGCGGGACUGCUGCGGCGUCUCCUUACGUUAUUGCGAUGCAAAACCUCGGCGUCACCGGACUGCCGCACUUGGUCAAUGCUCUCCUCAUCACUUCGAUCUUUUCAGCUGGCAACUCGUACGUCUACUGCGCGAGCCGAUCCCUCUACUCUCUCGCGCUCGAGGGCCGCGCACCCGGAGUCUUGAAAUACUGCACGAAGAGCGGUGUCCCGCUUUACAGCUUCAUCGUGGUCAUGAUCUUCCCCUGCUUGGCCUUCCUGCAGCUCAGCAACGAUGCCAACCAAGUUCUGACCUGGCUCAUCAACCUCGUGACUGCCGGUGGUGUCAUCAACUACAUCGUCAUCACCAUCACCUUCAUCUUCUUCUACCGUGCCUGCCAAGCACAGGGGCUCGAGCGUCAGACUCUUCCCUACACCGGCUGGUUCCAGCCUUACUCUGCCUACAUCGGCCUGGGCUGGAUGAUCUUUAUCGUCUUCACCUACGGUUACUCGUCCUUCUCGCCGUUCGACGUCACCAGCUUCUUCACCUACUACGCCAUGCUCAUCUUGGCGCCCAUCCUCUUCGUCACCUGGAAGCUCAUCAAGCGCACCAAGUUCGUCCCCGCCAGCAAAGCCGAUCUCAUCUGGGAGCGUCCCAUCGUGGAGGCGUACGAGGCGACUUUCAUUGACCCGCCGAGCUCUUUCUGGACCGAGAUGCUCCAGCUUAUCGGCCUGCGGAGGGGCAAGGGCCUGGACAGGCGCACCGGAAGCAUUGCAGAGUAGAAAAGCUGCACAGGGUUGUUCUGUAGCAGCGUGAUGAUUUAUCAUUCUAGCACAUCUCACGAAUCAUGAUAUCCACAUCCGCAUUGUACUUUCAGCGUAAUCUAAGCGCGUUCAGAGCCCAGGUCGGGACAUUUGGCGAAUGCUUUCGUCGGGUCCAGACAAAUUCUAUCCGGUGCUGGUCAGUUGC
This is a messenger RNA of Dissoconium aciculare CBS 342.82, 2068 nucleotides long. RefSeq lists its product as uncharacterized. Gene Ontology annotation, biological process: amino acid transmembrane transport. Bases 208 to 1881 code for a protein of 557 amino acids. The record is from RefSeq and is a predicted model, not a curated record. The transcript has 5 exons. Lineage: Eukaryota; Fungi; Ascomycota; Dothideomycetes; Mycosphaerellales; Dissoconiaceae. Gene Ontology annotation, cellular component: membrane. Gene Ontology annotation, molecular function: amino acid transmembrane transporter activity.